Messenger RNA from Aptenodytes forsteri (emperor penguin), 905 nucleotides. It is a transcript of the gene SHE, whose product is annotated as Src homology 2 domain containing E. NCBI's taxonomy places the organism in Eukaryota, Metazoa, Chordata, Aves, Sphenisciformes, Spheniscidae. The record is from RefSeq and is a predicted model, not a curated record. Gene Ontology annotation, molecular function: phosphotyrosine residue binding.
GUCAUCAUCCUGGAGGACUACGCCGACCCCUACGACGCUAAGCGCACCAAGGGCCAGCGGGAGGCCGAGCGCCUGGGGGAGAACGAUGGCUACAUGGAGCCCUACGAUGCCCAGCAGAUGAUCACAGAAAUCCGCCGUCGGGGCUCCAAGGACCCCCUGGUCAAAGCCAUCCUGCUGUUGGACGGUCCUGGCGAGCCCGGGGAGGGGGGCGGCAAGCCGGAGCCAGCCAAGCGGACAGGGGGCAAGGGAGAGGGGGGCGGCCAGCCGGUCCAGCCAAGCGGAACGGGGAAGGGGGGGGUGGCCGGGGGGACCCCGGAGCGCAAGGCGAGGGCUGGGGACGGGCGCCUGCCUGAGAACGACGAGCGCCCGGCAGGCGAGUACGAGCAGCCCUGGGAGUGGAAGAAGGAGCAGAUCGUCAAAGUGCUGUCAGUCCAGUUCGAGGGCUCAGAGCGUCCCAAGGAGGAGGCGCCGCGGCAGCACCUACGCCAGAAGAGCUGGACCCCCAAGAUGCUGAAGCCGGUGGGUGCUGAGCACAGCGAGGGGGAGCGGGUGGACCCCGCCCUGGCACUGGAGAAGCAGCCCAGAGCCCCUGGAGCCAAAACAAUCGGAGCUGGACGGGAACAAACAGGGGUGGAUGCGGCCCUGGCCGUGGGGCGGGCGGGUGCCGGGGGGCUGGCGGCACUGCUGACGCCUGCCAGGACCAGCCAGGGCUGUGUUCACAUCAUCGUGGCCCAGACCAAGGACAACAAGUACACGCUCAGCCAGGCCAGCGGUGUCUUCGCCAGCGUCCCCGAGGUUGUGCACUACUACUCCACUGAGAAGCUGCCCUUCAAGGGGGCUGAGCACAUGGCCCUGCUGCACCCCGUCCACUGCAAGCUGUAUUAGCACCCACUAAUGCCCCCCAG